UAAGACUAUAAUUGGAUUGUUUGUAACACAAAGGAUAAAUGCUUCAAGGGAUAGAUACCCCAUUUACCAAUGUGAUUAUUAUGCAUUGCAUUUCUGUAUCAAAGUAUCUUAUGUACGCAGAGAAGUUACAAAUUAAAACUGGAAAUGAAACCUCAUGAAAGUAUAAGAAUCAGAGGUCAUAUAAAACAAUCACAUAAAGGAAGAAGAGAAAGGAAUCAAAUGGCAACACAGUGUAAUUCCAUUAUACCACAAAGAUGAGGAAAACAAGGAAAGAAUUUAUACAACAACUAGGUAAUAAUUGAUAAUGUGACAGGAUCAAAACCUCUCAUAUUAACAUUGAACCUGAAUGGAUGAAAUGCUCCACUGAAAAGAGAGAUUGAUGGAAUGGAUUUUCAAAACCCAUCAACCACGUAUAUGCUGCUUACCAGAAAUGUGUCUUACAUGGUAAGACACAUUUAGACUCAAGUUGAAGGGGUAGAAAAAGAUAUUCUGUGCAAUGGAAACCAAAAUUGAGCAGGAGCAGCUAGACAUAUCUCACAUACAAUUAGCUUUAAAUCAAAAGCAGUAAAGAAAGACAAACAUGAUCAUUAUUUAAUGAUAAAGGGAUCAAUUCAACAAGAGGAUAUAACAAUCCUAAAUAUGCAUGCACUGAACACUGGGCCACCCAGAUUCAUUAAAUAUUACUAUAGUUAAAGAAAGAGAUAGAUAGCUGAACAGUAAUGGUAGGGAACAACACCACACUCAUACUAGACAGAAAUUGAUAAUCUGGUCCUAAAAUUUAUAUGGAAAUUCAAGGGACCCACAAUAGCCAAAACAGUCUUCUCCAAGAAUAACAAAGUUGGAGGACUUAACACAUCCUGAAUUCCAAACUUCUCACAAAUGACAGUAAUCAAGAUAAUGUGGUACAGACCUAUACACAAAUGGAAUAGAAUCGUGAACCCAGAAAUACACCUUCUCAUUUAAAGUCAAUUUGUUUUUUAUGAGGGUGUCAUAAAAAAGGUAAGUAAUGGUGUUUUAAAAUUGUGCUGGAACAAUUGGAUGUCCACGUCGGUCGUGGAGACCCUAACCCAGUGGCACUAGAGGAAUUAAAGACACACACACAGAAAUACAGAGUGCGGAGUGGGAAUCGGGGCUGACAGCCUUCAGAGCUGAAAGCCGCAAACAGAGUUUUACCCACAUAUUCAUUGACAGCAAGCCAGUGGUAAGCAUUGUUUCUAUAGAGUAUAGAUUAACUAAAAUGGGAAACAAAGGGAUGGGCUCUGGCUAGUUAUCUGCAGCAGGUAUAUGUCCUUAAGGCACAGAUCACUCAUGCUAUUGUUUGUGGUUCGGGAACCCCAGGUGGGCCAGGUGUUCCUUGCCCUCAUUCUGGUAAACCAACAACCUUCAGCGUGGGCAUCAUAGCUAUCACAAGCAUGUCACACUGCUGCAGAGAUUUUGUUUAUGGCCAGUUUUGGGGCCUGUUUAUGGCCAGAUUUGGGGGCCUGUUCCCAACCUGUCCCCCUUUUUUGUUUUUGCAAGACGAUAGAAGCAAAGGCGGCUUUAUCACGGUGAGCAGGAGUCGGGAUCCACAUCUGCAGACUAUACAAAGACAACACAGAUUAAUAGUGCAAUCAUCAUUGAAAUCACAGAGCCUCCAAGUGUUUUUAUCCAUUUUAAUGGGUUAAUAGCUGCUAAUCUGUCUGCAGCUCCUUCAAGCACUCCAGUUCCUGGCAUUAAGGUCAGGUGUGCCUGGGAUGCUUUAAAUAUUUGUUCUUUUAAUUUUGCAAUGUCCAACGACAAGUUUUGUAGAGUGUCCUUCUAGAUGCUUUUUUAUUCUGUCCCAAAUUUUGAUCUUAUUAAGAGCCAUUAAUAGUUUCCACAAAUCCUUAUGUUUAGCUCCUAGAGCAGGCCAUAUCAUUUGAGGUUGAGGUGCCACUAUACUGCCGUGUUUCCAGAUAAUAGGAACUCUUGCCAUACUUCUUACCAUUUCUACCAUCUGACCGUUUUGUUCAGACCAACUGAACAUAGUGUGGCCAUGGCACGCAGACUGAGAGGUACAACUCGUGCUAAACAUCCCCUUAGGGGACCAAUCAGUAAUGAUUCCAUGGGAAUCAUUGCGCAGCACCUCUGCCUGUUCUGCAGUGCAAUCUUCCCAAACAAGUACAUUCAUUUUUUCGGGCCAGGUCCAAUUCUGUUUACAAACAGGUUUUUGAUGGCGGUAUGCCUCAAUUAUAGGAGCAGAUUUAUUAUGGUAAAUAGUGAGACCAGAAAGCAUGUGUAACUGUGUCAUAGAAUGAUUACAUGCAGGCAUUAUUGCCAGCCAAGAUUGAUAGUGAGGGGGUAGGCAACUGGUGACCUUUCCCAAACAGAUAGGUGAAUGUUCAAAUCCUAGAGAAAUAUUCCUAACAGUUCCUUCCUCAUGUGGGUGAGACGGGCCUCUAUUAUCUGUAGGACCAAGCAUCCAAGAGCUAUCAUUAGUGUAUACCUCCACUGGGGGGUCCAGCCAAGUUACAGGCCAUAGAAGUGGUGGAAAAGGUAAAUAUACCCAAUAAGUAUAAUUGUUCUCUGUGUCAGCCCUUGCUAAAGGAAUACUCAUGGCAAUGGUGAUCACUGCUAUCAUAGCUAUCAUUAAAUUACUCAUUGUGAUUGGUUGUCCCGCUUUCCUCAGGUUUUCUUCCGCCAUCUGUGACAGCUUCUUGAUCUGUCCCCAGGAAUCCUGCUUUUUUUUUUCUUUGAGACACGGUCUCGCUCUGUCACCCUUGCUGGAGUGCAGUGGUGCGAUCACAGAUCACGGCAGUGUCUAGUUCCUGGGCUCAAGUGAACCUUUUGCAUCAGCCUCCUGAGUAGCUGAGACCACAGGAUAUGAAAGAUGGCAAGUCCAGAUAGAAGUAAACGGAAGAUAUUAAAAGCCAAAAAGACAAUGCCCCUAAGUUGCCGGAAGCAAGUAGAGAUGCUGAAUAAGUCAAGGAAUGUUGAAGCGCUGAAAACAGCAAUUGGGAGUAAUGUUCCAAGCGGUAAUCAGAGUUUCAGUCCUAGUGUCAUAACUAGGACUGAAAUAACCAAAUGUAGCCCUUCUGAAAAUGGUGCAUCCUCAUUGGACUCUAAUAAAAAUUCAAUAUCAGAGAAAAGUAAAGUAUUCUCUCAGAAUUGCAUAAAACCAGUAGAAGAAAUUGUUCAUUCAGAAACAAAAUUGGAACAAGUUGUUUGUUCGUACCAAAAGCCAAGUAGAACAACAGAAUCCCCCAGCAGAGUCUUCACAGAAGAGGCAAAAGAUUCACUGAACACUUCUGAAAACGAUUCUGAGUAUCAGACAAAUGUAACAAGAUCCCUUUUUGAGCAUGAAGGGGCUUGUAGUCUAAAGUCCAGUUGCUGUCCACCCAGUGUAUUGAGUGGUGGUGUUCAGAUGCCAGAGUCUACAGUAACCAGUACCGUGGGUGAUAAGAAAACUGACCAGAUGGUUUUCCAUUUAGAAACAAACUCCAAUUCAGAAUCACAUGAUAAAAGGCAAAGUGACAACAUUUUAUGUUCAGAAGACUCAGGUUUUGUGCCUGUUGAGAAAACACCUAAUUUGGUGAAUUCAGUCACUUCUAACAACUGUGCUGAUGACAUUUUGAAAACCGAUGAGUGUAGUAGAACCAGUAUUUCAAAUUGUGAAAGUGCAGACUCAACAUGGCAGUCAUCACUUGACACUAAUAACAACAGCCAUUAUCAAAAGAAGAGGAUGUUUUCAGAAAACGAGGAAAAUGUUAAACGCAUGAAAACUUCAGAGCAAAUUAAUGAAAAUAUUUGUGUAAGUUUGGAAAGGCAAACAGCAUUCCUGGAACAGGUCAGACAUUUGAUUCAACAGGAGAUCUAUAGCAUAAAUUAUGAACUAUUUGAUAAGAAACUGAAAGAAUUGAACCAACGCAUUGGGAAGACAGAGUGCGGAAAUAAGCAUGAAGGAAUAGCUGAUAAACUUUUGGCAAAAAUAGCAAAACUUCAAAGACGUAUUAAAACAGUAUUAUUAUUUCAAAGGAAUUGUUUGAAACCAAACAUGUUAUCCAGUAAUGGAGCCUCUAAGGUUGCAAAUUCAGAGGCUAUGAUUUUGGAUAAGAAUCUUGAGUCAGUUAAUAGUCCAAUUGAAAAGUCUUCUGUGAAUUAUGAGCCUUCUAACCCUUCAGAAAAAGGAAGUAAAAAAAUUAAUUUGUCAUCAGAUCAAAAUAAGUCUGUUUCUGAAAGUAACAAUGAUGAUGUUAUGUUGAUUUCUGUGGAAAGUCCUAAUUUGACAACUCCAAUUACAUCAAAUCCAACAGAUACCAGAAAAAUUACAUCAGGAAAUUCUAGCAGUUCUCCCAAUGCUGAAGUUAUGGCUGUACAGAAGAAACUUGAUUCUAUAAUUGAUUUGACAAAAGAAGGCCUAUCCAACUGCAAUACAGAAAGUCCAGUAUCCCCCCUGGAGUCACAUUCAAAAGCUGCUUCAAACUCAAAGGAAACAACCCCACUGGCACAAAAUGCAAUCCAGGUUCCUGAGUCCUUUGAGCACCUGCCACCUCUCCCAGAACCACCAGCACCACUACCUGAAUUAGUAGACAAAACCCGAGACACACUUCCUCCCCAGAAGCCUGAGCUCAAAGUGAAACGGGUUUUCAGACCCAAUGGCAUUGCCCUGACUUGGAAUAUAACCAAAAUCAAUCCCAAGUGCGCUCCUGUAGAAAGCUACCACCUCUUCCUGUGUCAUGAGACCUCUAAUAAUAAGUUGAUUUGGAAGAAGAUUGGAGAAAUUAAAGCUUUACCACUCCCCAUGGCCUGUACUUUAUCUCAGUUUUUAGCUUCCAACAGAUACUAUUUUACUGUCCAAUCAAAAGAUAUUUUUGGACGAUAUGGACCAUUCUGUGAUAUAAAAUCUAUCCCUGGGUUUUCUGAAAAUCUUACCUAAAAGGUGUUUAAUAAUGAUAUACUACUUUUUUUUCAUAUUUGUUUGUUUGCAAUGUUACUGUAAUACUAUUUGCCGUUGUAAAAGGCCAGCUCAGAUUGUGAGCCCUUUCUAUUGGGACAGUCCUCUUCUAUAUGUUGUAAGUGGCCAGUAAUUUAAUGAAUUUGUGGUUUGUAUUAAAUAUGUCCUUCCAAUGGAUAAGUUCUAAAACAUACGCUAUCAUUGGCCCAUGUUGCUGAGGUGCAUUGUGAACAAUACCUUUGGUGACUGUGGAACUGCUACUUCUAUCAGAAGACCUAGGAUACAAGCAGCCACUGUUUCCUCCAUUGACAAUCAGCUUUUAGUAACCUGCUGUGGUCAGCAUAGCUACAGGAAAAGUCAGCCCUUGACUGAGGGCCAGAUCAUCCCUGGAGUGCACCUCUGCUAAGAUUUUAUGAAAAGAUGACAUGUUGGGCUGCAUGAUAAAAGUUAAUUAUAAAAAUUAAAAGAUUUUUUUUUUUUUGAGAUGGAAUAUUGCUCUGUUGCCCAGGCUGGAGUACAGUGGUCACUGCAACCUCCAUCUCCCGGGUUCAAGCAAUUCUCCUGUGUCAGCCUCCCAAGUAGCUGGGACUAUAGUCACUUGCCACCAUGCCCUGCUAAUUUAUUUUUAGUAGAGAUGAGGUUUCACCUUGUUGGUCAGGCUGGUCUCAAACUCCUGACCUCAGGGGAUCCACCCGCCUCGGCCUCCCGAAGUGCUGGGAUUAUAGGCGUAAGCCACCAUGCCUGGCCAAAAAUUAAAAGAUUUUAUGAAAUGAAAUGGCUUCCCAUUCUAUUCAGCUUCUUAGUGGGCUAUUCAUUUGUGCUCUCCUCUUUUUUGUUUUGUUUUGCACUUUGUCAAUCAUUUGGGGAAAUAGCCUGGAGGUCUUUCCUGAAUCUGUUUGUAGACAUAAUAAAAUUUGUGUGCUGUGUACACAAAAACAUAAUAGUAUCUUAUGAAAGCAUUACCCAACCUGUUUGAGUUGAGAAUGGAUUUGUCCACCUUUGAUUUGAGGCUUUAGUUUGCUGAUUUCCUAAAUGCUACCCUUUGAUCAUUUCCUAGCCACCAUCACAAUACUAAGGGGCUCAGAUGUGUCUUGUGCCCACCUCUUCCUGAGCAGAGAUGGAAGUGGAGCUGUGACUAGUACAAGCAGCCCAAGAAACUCUGAACAGGGCCCAGUGGAGGCAAACUUGAGCAAAUAAUUGGGAUGAUAAGAAACAAAAAUAAUCCCAACUGUUUGAAAGUUCAAAAGAGGGGCAUUCUUUUCUGGUACAUGGCGAGAGUUCAGGCUCCAGAGACUCAAAACGGAAUGGUUUUCCUUGGCAUUUUGUAAAUGCUCUCACAUCUGCAGUAAUAAAGCUGUUAUUUUCUGCA
Gorilla gorilla gorilla (western lowland gorilla) is the source of this 6281-nucleotide messenger RNA. It is a transcript of the gene ATF7IP2, whose product is annotated as activating transcription factor 7 interacting protein 2. Gene Ontology annotation, cellular component: nucleus; transcription regulator complex. Gene Ontology annotation, molecular function: transcription coregulator activity; protein binding. Gene Ontology annotation, biological process: regulation of DNA-templated transcription. The record is from RefSeq and is a predicted model, not a curated record. NCBI's taxonomy places the organism in Eukaryota, Metazoa, Chordata, Mammalia, Primates, Hominidae. Bases 2849 to 4894 code for a protein of 681 amino acids. The transcript is spliced from 12 exons.